AUUUUCGCAGGCCACCACCACCAUGACGAUUCGGGCCUCCAAAUUCACGCCAAAAGUGCUUCUCGAGGCACCUCGGCGGUCUGAAGGCGCCCCGAAUUCCGGCGCGUCGCAGAUUCUGUAUUCGGUUUCGACGUACAGUUUCUCCGAGCACGCGAAGAAGGGUGAGAUUCGCAUCCUGGAUGUUGAAAGCCAACAGGCCAGCCUUGUCACGGAUGACAAGUCCUACAGCGAGCCUACGUGGCUUGAUGAUAAGGCGAUGCUGUUGCUGAAUUCAAAAGAUGAUGGCACUACCAACAUUGUCAUCGGGUCGCCACAUAACUUUGAAAAGAGUAAAUACACAGCUGGUACUAUCGAGGGUCCCGUAAGCGAUGUCAAGGUCUACUCGCUCGGUGAUGGCACAUAUGCACUCGCACUUGUUGGCAAAGCCAAGCCAGAUGGCACGCUCUUCAACCCAGAAAAAGUCAAGAAAUCGCAUACGUCAGGCAAACUAUACAAGUCUGGCUUCGUCCGUCAUUGGGACCACUAUGUGACUGAGAAUCGCAAUGCGAUAUGGCUUGGCAAGCUGACCCCGAAGAAGACGGAUAGUUCAGAGGCUCUUGAGUUGGAGCACCCACUGAAGAACGCAUUGAAGGGCACAUCGUUGGAAAGUCCUAUUGAGCCAUUCGGAGGCAAAGAUCACUUCGACAUCUCCAAGCAUGGCCUUGUCUUUACCUCAAAGGACCCUGAUCUCAACCCGGCCACCCAUACCAAGACAAAUAUUUACGUAUCCGCUUCUGAGGACUUUUGGGACAGAUUACAUUCGGAGAGCAUUCCUGAAAUCAAAAAGGCGACGAUCAAGGACUUUGAGGGCGCAAGUACCUCGCCAGUCUGGUCCAACUCUGGCAAGAUGAUCGCGUUUCUCUCCAUGAGGACUGACGGUUAUGAGUCCGACAAGAACCAAGCAUUUAUCAUCCACGAUUACAACAACCCAUCGGGUGCUAUUCUUCUCUAUGCCUCGGAGGACGGCAAGGGGAAGUGGGAUCGGAGUCCGCAAUCGAUCGCGUGGAGUCCCGACGACUGGCAGCUGUACUUCACGGCCGAGUCACACGGUCGCGGUAACCUAUACAGGAGUGGGCCUCCAAAGCCAGGUGGCGACAUGCAGCCUCUUCCAUCUCUGCUUGUGAAAGGCGGAACUAUCGGUGGUGCACAGGUUCUCAAGAGCGGUGACAUCUUUGUCACAUCAAAUAGCUUGAUCGAGAACUCUUUGUACUCGUUGGUACCGCUCGCUUCCCAUUCCAAAAGUACCGAAGUCUUCAAUCUUCCUACUGAAGACCGGCCGUACGACUCGGAUCCCGACCAUCUCACGACCAAGUAUAUUUCUUCCAACACACGAUCAGGCUCUAUGUUUGGGCUAUCGCGUCGUCAAAUCGACGAGAUCCACUGGGACGGCGCUGCGCCAGGUACCAAGGUGCAUGCUUGGGUCGUCAAGCCCAGCGACUUUUCGUCUGGGAAGACGUACCCACUCGCAUACCUCGUCCAUGGUGGACCACAAGGCGCAUGGACCGAUGGUUGGAGCACGCGGUGGAAUCCCGCCGUAUUUGCAGAGCAGGGCUACGUCGUUAUCUGUCCAAACCCUACAGGCAGCACAAGUUACGGCCAAGACUUUACCGAUGCCAUCCAAGGACAAUGGGGCGGUCUACCCUACCAAGAUCUCGAACUAGGAUUUGAGUAUAUCAAAUCUAACAUCAGCUAUGUCGAUACAGACCGUGCCGUUGCUCUCGGUGCUUCGUACGGCGGUUACAUGAUGAACUGGAUUCAAGGCCAUCCUCUUGGUCGCAAAUUCAAGGCUCUUGUAACUCACGAUGGUGUCUUCAGUAUGCACGGCCAGAUGGCCUCUGAAGAGCUCUACUUUCCCUUCCAUGAUCUCAAAGGCACACUCUGGAACAGCCCUGAGAGCUGGGCGAAGUGGGAUCCUAGCAAUUACACAAAGAAUUGGGCUACCCCACAGCUCGUGAUCCACAGUGAGCUGGAUUACAGACUGACAAUUAGUGAGGGGCUGGCAGCAUUCAAUGUCCUGCAGAGCAAGGGGAUAGAAAGCCAGUUCUUGACGUUCCCGGAUGAAAACCACUGGGUUCUAAAACCAGAGAACAGUUUGAUGUGGCACGAGGUUGUACUGGACUGGAUCAAUGAACAUGUGGGAUUGGAAAAGUACACGGAGAGUGAGAAGGCGACAAAGGAGGAAUGAGACUAGUCUGACCAUGAAUUCAUUCAUACAUGCACAAGGUGGCAUAUGAAAUCACAUAGUCUCAGCGUUGAUAUUCAAU
Molecule: messenger RNA, 2303 nt
Organism: Exserohilum turcica Et28A
Lineage: Eukaryota; Fungi; Ascomycota; Dothideomycetes; Pleosporales; Pleosporaceae
Exons: 3
Coding region: 23-2224 (733 amino acids)
Biological process (GO): proteolysis
Molecular function (GO): serine-type endopeptidase activity
Source: RefSeq, a predicted model, not a curated record